Molecule: messenger RNA, 1279 nt
Organism: Daucus carota subsp. sativus
Lineage: Eukaryota; Viridiplantae; Streptophyta; Magnoliopsida; Apiales; Apiaceae
Product: probable receptor-like serine/threonine-protein kinase At5g57670
Exons: 7
Coding region: 73-1200 (375 amino acids)
Biological process (GO): protein phosphorylation
Molecular function (GO): ATP binding; protein kinase activity
Source: RefSeq, a predicted model, not a curated record
AUCCGAAUUUAUAUAUCCACAAAUACUUGGAAGCUCACUCCGAACUGAAUACUAACAUAUACUUCUCUAGUUAUGAGAUACAUUCGUACGGCAAGCUUCAAGAAACUAUUUCAUAUUAGGCGUCCCAGAAGCUCCGAUGAAGAGGAAUGCCCAAGAGUGUCUCUUUCGAAUGACCAAGAACACACGAAUGGUGAGUUUAAGAAAGAUUUCACUCCGACAGAGACAUCUCAAGCUCAAAGGUGCAAUUGGAAAGGCUUUUGUUUCGAUGAAAUCUUUAUAGCAACCCAUGGUUUCAGCUCAGAGAAUUUAGUAGGAAGAGGAGGGCAUGCAGAGGUAUACAAAGGAGUGUUAGGAAACGGAGAUGCAAUUGCUGUGAAAAGGCUGACGGAUUCGUCGAAUGAUGAGAAGAAGGAGAAGGAGUUCUUAUCAGAGAUUGGAACAUUAGGCCAUGUUAAUCACCCAAAUGUAUCUUCACUUCUAGGCUGUUGCACUGACAAUGGGCUUUAUUUGAUUUUUCACCUCAACCCCAAGGGGUCUGUUGCUUCUCUUCUUCAUGAUAAGAAUUUACCAACAAUAGAUUGGAAAUCUAGGUACAAGAUUGCGGUUGGAACUGCUUCAGGCCUUCAUUACUUGCACAAGCUUUGUCCAAGAAGAAUUAUUCAUAGAGAUAUUAAAACUUCCAACAUUUUGGUCACCGCAGAUUAUGAGCCGCAGAUAUCUGACUUUGGAUUAGCUAAAUGGCUGCCAUCACAAUGGACUCAUCAUUCUAUUGCUCCCAUAGAGGGAACAUUCGGGCAUUUGGCACCGGAAUAUUUCAUGCACGGGAUCGUGGACGAGAAGACUGAUGUUUUUGCUUUCGGAGUAUUUUUACUAGAAAUCAUCUCCGGCAAGAAAUCAGUGGAUAGCUCUUACCAAAGCUUGCAUGGCUGGGCGAAACCGAUACUAAACCAAGGAGUUUACGAAAAGCUAGUAGAUUCAAGGCUUGAAGAUGCGUAUGAUAUCGCAGAGAUGAACAGACUAGCAUUUGCAGCAUCUCUCUGCAUUCGAGCUUCUCCCAAAUGGCGCCCAACAAUGACCGAGGUACUGAAAGUAAUGGUGAUGCAAGGAGAAAUUGAGAAAGAACAGUGGAAAAUGCCCGAAGAAGAAGAGGAAGAUGAGUUCCGGGGUUUCGAAGACCUUGAAUGUGAAUUUGAUAGCUAAUUUUCAACUUCUCUUUUCACUUUUGGUUGAUGAAUUUUCGGUUUGAUUUUUACUUUAAAUAUAACUACUUUUAAGUGUU